UCAAUCAGAGCUUGGCGCGCGUCGGUCGUGUAGAAGUUACAUUGAGCACAAAUUGUAAGCGACAGCGAACUCGAAGCUCACAGUUCCAAAACGUGCAUUCCCGUCGUUACGUUUAUAAUUGGCUUUGCAACGUUUAUAUACAUAUAUUUAAACCAAUUUUAUCCUGAAUUGUGAACUCCGAGCUGAAAAAGUUUAAGAGAAGUCGCAUCGAUAUUUAUAUUUUUCUUAUUAUGCAUAUACAUCAAGAUUUCCAGUUUGUUAUUUCUCAAUAAAAAUGUAAUUUUAUUUUCAUAAAUUACCGAUCAUUUGUGCACAGAUAAUUAAUAUUGCAUUACUCAGUUAAAUUAAUCUAAAACUCUAAGAGGCUUCGCGAUACGUCUACUACAACAUCGUUUGUUUAUCACAUGAUAGAAAUAAAAACAAAAUCUAAUAGAUUUUAAAAAAAUAAAGGAAGCGCCACAUUAAAUGAUGCACCAUAAGUUAACAGGGACAAUAAAACACAAUACAAUAAUUAUAUUAUGGAAUAAUUAGGCGAAUAUCAACAGCUAGGGAUCAGCUCGAAUAGCGAGAUUAUUAUUCAUAUUUUAUAACUUAGUAAGUUUUGGAAGUACCUGAAGAUCCUUUGACGAUCAGAAGCCUGAUAUUUAAAUGAAGACUGCCCCAAUGACUCAGACUAUAUUGUGCGUGAGGACUUUAGCCUCCGUAAUACUUUUGUUACUCACCGGAAUAUUACGCACAAAAGGAAGUCAUUCAAUAGCAAGUAUUCAAGGUCAUAACGAACCUGAUGAAGUGGGACCGCUUUUUUUGGCACAACUUACAAAUAUUACCGUACCACAAGGUCGUGACGUAUCUUUCACCUGUGUUGUAGACAACUUGGGACAAUAUCGGGUGGCUUGGAUUAAAUCAGAUUCAAAAGCAAUACUUGGUAUACAUACACAUAUGGUAUCUCUAAAUCCAAGAUUAUCAGUGACACACAAUGGGCACAACACCUGGAAACUUCACAUAUCCCACGUGCAACUAAAUGAUUCUGGUAGCUACAUGUGUCAAGUGAAUACAGAUCCCAUGAAAAGUCUGUCGGGAUAUUUAGAUGUUGUGGUUCCACCGGACAUCCUAAACCACCCUGAUGAAAAUAUCAAUGAAGGUGUUAGCACGGAAGGAGGGAGCAUUUCCUUACUAUGCAGUGCCACAGGUGUACCAGAGCCUAUGGUUCAAUGGCGACGGGAAGGCGGCAAGGAUAUUAUAAUUCGAUCAGAGAGUAGAGACAAGCAAGCAUACAAAUCAGUGGAAGGCGAGCGACUGACUCUCACUAACGUUCAUCGUACGGAUAUGGGGGGCUACCUUUGCAUUGCAUCGAAUGGAGUUCCACCUUCAGUGAGCAAACGCUUUGAUGUUCAUGUAAAUUUUCCGCCAACUAUAAAGGCCGUCAACCAAUUAGUAGGUGCGCCGGUUGAACGGGAGGUAACAUUAGAAUGCAUUGUGGAAGUUUAUCCAAAACCACUAAACGGCUGGUACCGCAACGAAGGAAAUGUUAAGUUGCAUAAUAGCAACAAGUACAACAUCUCGGAAGCGAUGAUUAAUCUGUACAUGUGGCACCUUAAUUUGACAAUACGACACCUGACGAAAUCUGACUUUGGAGCUUAUACCUGCUCUAGUGUAAAUGCUCUAGGGAAGAGUGAGGCGCGAAUUCGGCUGCAAGAAUUACGAUUACCGCCCAAGUCGACAACGACGCCAACACCACACGUGCACACUACCACGAAGCCGCGUCGGAAGCAGCAGCCCAGCCACAACAAGGGACUGAACGAAGUGGUGCGUGCCAAGGAAACCCAUUUCUCAAAUCAAAUGCAGCAAGAGAACGAUGUAUUCGGCAGCGGGAUUGGUGUGCCCCAGAGUCCCAACGGCGGUGGUGGUGCCGGUGCCGGUGGUAUUGUGGCAAGUGGAAACGUCAACGGCAUGAUAAACGGAGCGGAAGUACAUACGCAAGUUCCAACGCGCAAUGGAUACGAAAAAACAAAUAAGUCGCCGGGUGCGGUACCAUCGCAUCGUCCGCCCUGGACUUACCCAAGUGCGGGGUCACAGCUGCUUGGCAUAGCUACGACAACGACUAAUGCCCAGAUGGCUUUUUUCUGCAUAUUGUCUAUGUAUUUAGUUAAGCUCAUUUAAAAUUAUGAUUCCAACUAAAUCCAACACCAGCCUGCAACCAGCAAGGAUGGCAAGGAGACCACCAGCAGUAGGCGAUAGUAGCAGAAGCAGAAGGUAUCAGUUAACAGUGCACUAUAUUAGCUAUGAAGAGAGAAAAAUAAGUCGGUCUGGCCAAGGCCCAUUAGAGGUUAUCAAUCGUCUGGCCGUCAAGGGGAAGCUUUAUUUGCACUAGCACUUUUUUAACCUAUCUAUAUAUUUAUGAAAGCUUUUCAUAAUGCUAUCAAAACAACUAAUGACAUAACAAAGUAUAUUCAAUCAAAAUAGUUUUUCAAAAUAUUCAUAAUAAUAAAAAAAACGCGUUAUCAUUAUUGUUAUGCAUAAUCAAUGGUUUGCUUAAGCUCGCAUCUGAUCCCAAAUAAUAAAAUAAUAUAUAGAGAAAUAUAUGUAAUGAAAAUCUUUUUUCGCUAGUCACCUUUUUGUCUUUGAAUUUGUAAUUUUAUUUAUUUAAUUUUUUUUUUGGGCUGAAAACAUAUAUUUUUUGAUUGGUGCUAAUCAACCAAUUUACUUGAAUUAACUCAAAAUGAUAUCAGGAUGCUUGUUUGAUUAUUUCAAGCAAUUCUCAAAUGAAUUCGCUAUUCAAUUCUAGCUGACUUAAAGCCAUUUCUGAAUCUUAUGGUUUCAGAUUUUUCAAAAAAGGAAAAGAAAUCAAAGUCCUCUUUACCUAUUUUUUAUAAUUUACACACUGAAUGAGUUUAUUAGUUUUAGAAAAUUUCCGUCCUGAUGUAUGGCCAUCUGUCUGAACUUAAUAAUUGCAUGAACCAAACCAUUCUCAUUAUUAAUAUGUGGAUAUGAAUAUAACAGAUUCCGAAUGAGGUUUAUGCUGUUGGUAUGUUGCUUUACAAUAUAUAUGUAUAUAUAUAUAUAUAUAUAUAUAUAUAUACAGGUUGAUUAAUAAUUUGUAUAACGUUUAUAACAUUUAUAUAACAUUUCUGUUAAAUUCUAUCAACAUAGCAAAAAUUCUGCAAGUCUAUUCCAAAAAAUUAUUUGUAGAUAAAUCGAAUCCAGUUUUUGUAGCGAAUAUAAUAGACGAAGAGCUACAUAUCUAUUAUUAUAUAUAUAAAAAUGAAUAAUGACGUGAAUAUUCCAAUCAAAUCCAAUAAAGCCAUAAAACUAACUUAUUUUUAUCCCGUCCCACCAAAAUAAGGUCCGUUUUCACAUAACAUGGGAAAUUCACUAUUCUGUCGCUUUUCAAAUAUUUCAUACUUCAUUGGAGAUUAAUUUUAUUUCAAUUAAUCUUUAAAGGAUAGAGGAUAGAGCUAUUUUCUAAAGUGGAACCCAAGUACAAUGUCUGGAUAGGUACAAUAUGUAAAAUUCAAUCCCAUCUGUAAUUGAAGGGUUUUAAUAUGUGUGAAAGAUUUUAUACUAAGUUUUGUGAGUUAAACUUUAAAAAAAAUUAAAUAUAAAUCUCCUUUCAGUGUGUAAACUAAAAAGUAAUAUUCUUAUAUUUAAGUUUUGUAUCUGCAUUAAUUUCUAUACUACAUAAAUAAUCAUACUAGUUUAACAUUUUCAUUAUUUGAAUGAAUGGUAAAACCGAAGCCAGGUGACUUAAAACUGAAAUUGGUCAGAUAUACUCAUAUGUAUUUAUAUAUAUAUAAAUAUAGUUCAAAGUCCAAUUGAAAUCAAUAACAAUGAAUCAAAGAAAACCCCUGCUUAAAAUAAACAAUACAAUAAUUUUAUACAAUACGAAAAUCAAUGUUAACGAAAAAUUUUAUAUGUAAGUCAUUAUACUGAGCUUAUUUGCUCACAUUAGAUAAUUAAAAAUAUCAGAAGUUAUAUAAUUAAUAAUGCAAUACAGAAAUGUCUUCCGAGAAAAAAGAAAGUAAAAUAUGAAUUAAGAUUGACGCUUACAAAAGGAAAAUCAACAAUAAUUUAUUAAAUUCCACAUACAUAUGUAAUAAGUUAUUCUUAAACAUUGUACCGAAAUUGUAUAUAUAGAGUAUAAUUAACUUUAAUGAAGAUAUAUCUCAGAUAUAGAUAUGUUAUUGGGAAACCUUCGGUCAUAAAAAUCAAAUGAUUUACAAGCCAUAUUUUCAUACCCUAUAAGGCAGAAGUCCCAAACAAUGCUAUCUCUAAUAAUGAAACAGCGCCAAGCUAAUUUGAUUUUCUUCAAUUAUUUGCCCUGAAGACAAUACAAGUUUAUUUAAGGCCUACAUUUACUAAACAUAUCUCGAGCAUUUGUUAAAAAAUGCAAAAAGAAACGAAAAAUAUGCAUUUAUAUUAUUAAAUUAUAUGCAUUACUAAUUUAUAUGCAUGGAAGAACAUCGUAAUUGGAAAGUGGAAUAAGUAAUACUAUUUUCAUAACCUAUGCUUUAAUUUAUUGAAACAGACUCUUCGUUUUUAAUUUGUGAUUCUUAAUUGCAUUUUUUGACGAUUUCUUUAAUAUACAGAAUAUAGAAAUUGUAUAUUCUAUAUUCUAUGCUGACACUCAAAAUUGCAAGCAUAAAAUUCUUUGCGGAACAAACAGACAAAUUGUAAGAAAAGAAUUGCCAUGAAACAUAAACUUGCUUACCCUUUAUUAUGAAGAACACACAACACUAUUGAGUCUUGUUCAAAAAUGUAAAUAAUUAAAUAUAAAAUUAUAUUCCACUGCUAUACAUAUAUAUCAUAUGCGAUAUUAUGUACAUGUGAAUAGGAAUAUAAUUUGAAAUAUUAUUGUCAUCCUGGUCAAUGCAAUCGGUGGUGUAUGCGUUGGUUAAAUAUUUAAUUACACAAACAUACAUAUGUAUAUGUUUAUGUAUGCAGAAAUUUGUAUACAUACGAGUUUGUGUAUGCGUGCAGUACACUUGGAGCUAUACUUGCUAGCUGGCAGUAUAGUCGGGGAUGCAGUUGGCAUUGAAUUUGCAUAAAUGCAUGCUAUUGAAAAUGCCAAAGUGGCUGCUGUUGCAUUGCAAUCCCGGACUGCAGCUCAACUCCCAUUUUGGGGGAGACGAAACGCGACAGCUUCCAAUUGCUGCAGCCAUGGUGGGUGGAUGGGUUUGUUAGUCUGCGGACAUGGUUUGUGUCCGGUGGUGCUGUAUGCGUGGCAGAAAAAGAGGGCGUUCAGUUUAGUGUCCGAGCAAUGUGGUUCAUGCUAUUGUUGCAUUUCGACUACAGCUGAACAAUCUAAAUGAUGAUGCGCAUUUGUGCAAAUGACGGCAACCGCCAAGCCUCCUCUACACGUCUCGCUAUAUUCGGGUCGGUCGGGCUUGUUUAUCGAGUCUGCGUGGACAACGGGCGAUAAGAGCCAAAACCUUCAAGUGCGCUCGAUGCUACCACUUUGGCCAAGAGGAAGGGUUUUCGCAAUAGUAGCCAACUUGCAUCACCAACAAACAGAAGCACGCUCACAACCACUCACGCACCCGCACACCGACACACUCACUCACUUACACACAUGCAUUUACGCAUUAACGAAAUUCAUGCAUUGCUCGAGGUUCGCCGGCUUUCGGCAGACUCUUCCCCUAAUUUAGCUGCAGAAUCGUAGAGAACAGCUAAAGUUAGACAAAGCUAAUGCUCGCGCGUCGUCAGCUCAUAGAAAUAAAACAAGUUGGACGCAACCACCGCAUAAUAUGUUGUACGAUCCCGUUACAGUCAAAGUUUUGCAUAUUUCUUUAACACUUUUCUAUAAGCGGAUCGCGGAAAUUAUAAGGGAGAGAGAAGGGCCCUAUGGUCCACUAGCUAAACUUUUCUUAUGCUAUAUUUUACCUAACAUUUGUGGGCCAUUAAUAAUAAUCACUCAUUUGGAAAUAUUUUAUAAUUUAAAAAAAAAAAAAAAAAACUAUUGUUUUUCUGCGUCUGUUGAUUGUCUGUUUUCCGGAAUAAAUGGACAUGGUAAAUGGAUAUUGUAGAAAGCCAAUACACUCUUUCAUUUCCUGAGCGAGUAUAAAAAAUGGGCUGAUUCGACAAUUGUCGCACAGUCGGCAAACUUCACACUCAUAUGCGCUACCCACAACCCCUAACGAGAGCGCAUUUAUUUGUUGGAAUGAGCCCGUUUGUUUGUCGAAUCCACACACUUUGGCCAGUGCAGAGCCUGAUAAUGUUUUCAACAUUAAAUUCCCAUUAAAUUCUGUUUUAUUGCACUUGAAGCUGCAUGCAUAAUUUACUCGCAUCCUGCUACGUGCCGUUGCAUACUCCAAAGUGCAUGUGGUCGACCACAGAUACUGGGCUCGCUCCAUCUUCAUCUUCUUCUUCAUCUAUCGCUGCUUCUGAGUAAUUGUAUCACAUUCAGCUUUCACACUACUAAAUACUAAAUCUGAACUAUGGUCGCUGAAACCUAAAAAUCUUGAAUUGCUUGGUUGGACAUCAAGUCAUACUUUUUAUAUACACAUAAUUUUUGUGUGUAUGGAUAUUCGUUAGCACAAUUGGAUAUUCGUUAGCAUUUUCCUUGCAUGAAACUAAUUUGGUGUAGCGAGUCUCACUUUUAUUUCAGAAUACAGAUAGCCAACUCUUAGACUCGAUGACAGUAUAUGAAUAGAUCUUUGGCCUUUCUGUCAAAUUAUAACAACAAUAAUUUAUAGCAAAAUAACAACAAUAACAAUUUAACAGUUGCAAUAAUUAUUUAACAGUUAGUAGCUCUUUCUUUGUUUCCAUUUCGUCUUUGUCCAGUUCUGUACUCAAAAGCAUUCAUUUUCAUCCAUUAAAUUAAUAAUUAAUAAUUUCUUGCAACAACAAUUAUCACAUCUCGGUCAUAUACUAAUAUACAAAUAUGUAUAUAAAUGAUAUAUGUAUAUCUAAUAAUGCAACUUGAAUUCUUCGUGUUUGUCCUAAUCUAUAUUAUUUCGCUGUCAAACUAAAUUAAAGUAAUACAAAAUUGAAUGCGAAAAUUCAGUUAUGAAUGUUAUUUCAAGUAAAACUACACCACAAGCAGCGCUUU
Molecule: messenger RNA, 7048 nt
Organism: Drosophila mojavensis
Lineage: Eukaryota; Metazoa; Arthropoda; Insecta; Diptera; Drosophilidae
Gene: DIP-lambda
Product: lachesin
Exons: 11
Coding region: 649-2160 (503 amino acids)
Cellular component (GO): neuron projection
Source: RefSeq, a predicted model, not a curated record